Molecule: messenger RNA, 669 nt
Organism: Saccostrea cuccullata (small rock oyster)
Lineage: Eukaryota; Metazoa; Mollusca; Bivalvia; Ostreida; Ostreidae
Exons: 6
Source: RefSeq, a predicted model, not a curated record
AGAAAAUGUAAAAUCAAUUAGAAGAGGAAUAUGUUGGGUGUUAUAUAUGACCUAUUCUUGUGAGGUUCCAUGUGCCUCGUUACAAUAAGGAAAUGAACGUGGAGUUAAAACCAGUGAUGUCAUGUCCUACAAACGCCAGUUCGUGGCUGAGCAAUGGCAUUAAGUUACAGUGUCCCAAUGAUACACUAGGGAGGAACCUGUACCAGUGUGUACCUAAUGAUGACAGAUCUUCACUUGUGGAAUUUUGUCUUCAAGGGAGUAUUGGCAGAUAUGGAGCAAAUUUGUGCCCUUAUGCUGUAUCCACUGGACACCUGGACGCUCUCAACUGCUCAACAUUUCUCAGUGGUUGUCCAGAAGAAUCCUACAAUACAAAUGAAGUGUACAAAUAUCACGCCUGCUUGGAAAUAAAUCCAGAGGAAAAAUGCUAUUUUGCAAAUGAAAACUGUCCAAAUGAUUCAAUGUCCAUUUCACAAAACACUACCUAUGUAUUUCAACCAGAGGAUGAUACUACAGCAGUUAUUGCUGGUGUUGUUUCCACCGUCAUCAUAGCUCUGAUUGUUCUCGUAGUUUUAUAUCUCCUUUACCGCAGACGCCUAAGGAACCGUAGAAAUCGCUGGAACAGUGAUACAUGGGAUGAAGUAGACGAAAGAGCCACUUUGCUUCUUAAAG